Molecule: messenger RNA, 2871 nt
Organism: Penicillium diatomitis
Lineage: Eukaryota; Fungi; Ascomycota; Eurotiomycetes; Eurotiales; Aspergillaceae
Exons: 1
Coding region: 1-2871 (956 amino acids)
Molecular function (GO): protein binding
Source: RefSeq, a predicted model, not a curated record
AUGAAGCUCCGUCGAGGCUGCCAACGCAGCCCGAUUCUGCACGCCGCACUUCUCUUCGCUUUUUUCAACAAGACCACCACUGCCCUCGUCUACACCCCCUCAUCAGCUUUCCUUUCUCCAUUCCAUGAUAAUGCUGUGGUCUACGUAUUGCAGCCCAGCACCACCCUUGACCAUGGGAUUGAGUUUUUGUCACUAAACGUCUCCCGAGACCUUGAUGUCCAAACUCCAAAAUAUGAGACCUUGCUACCCAAGGUCCCGUUUCAAAACGCCGAACAAAACUCGACAUUUACUCCAGUCAUCGAUGCCAGUGGUGUGAUCUCGAUCUAUGCGGGGAAUUGCCAGGAUGAGGCGACGGCACGCGAUACUCUUUGGCAAUUCCAGCCAGACAACACCAGCGCAAUCGGAAAUGGGUCCUGGACACAAUUUGAUGUAGUGUCGACAGAACGUCUUCUUAAGCCGAAAUACCUGGCGGCCAGCUUCUCUUUCACUUCCAGCCGGUCUGGCGCGCCGACUUUUUAUUCCUUUGGAGGCAUGUGUCCGUUUGCUAACAGUACGGGCGACCGAUGGGUCUCAGCAGCCAACUAUUCACAGUCCAUGGUGAUGAUCAAUCAGGACCCGACACAAGAUUCCAAGUACUCUGCUCAGAUCACCGGGAAUCGUGCACCCCCCGUGCCCGAGGCAGGAAUGUCCGCUGUGGCACUGCUCGAAACCAAGUCUCGCACCCAGACCCAGCAAGACUUCCUGUUGAUAGGUGGUCAUACUCAGCAGGCUUUUCUUAACAUGUCCGAGCUGGCAAUCUUCUCUGUGCCGCAGAACAGUUGGACGUUCGUCACGGUGGAUUCAGAGCCUACGGCGAGAACGGAGCUUGCCAUUAGAGAUACACACAUGGUAGAGCCCCGAUCUGGUCAUGCAGUAGCCCUUUCACAAGACGGUACAAAGGUCUUCGUUGUGGGCGGCUGGGUGGGGGAUACGUCGACCCCAGCAGAUCCACAACUUGCGAUCUUGAACAUUGGCGAAGAGUAUGGUGGCACUGGGCCAUGGACAUGGACAGUACCCUCUCAGACAGGAACAGGUAUUGCGGCGGGAACAGGGCUAUUUGGUCAUUCAGUCGUGAUGCUUCCGGGAGACGUUUUGAUGAUUUCCGGUGGCUACAUUAUCCCAAAGACUUCGUCAUCCAAGCGAGCAUCAUCCCUCACUGAGCGCAACUCACAAGUCUAUCUCUUCAACACUUCCUCGAGCAGUUGGCUUACCUCCUACUCGAACCCAAACUUCAAGAUCUCACCACCGACGUCUCGCCAUCACGGCUUGUCCUCAACCCAGAAAUUGAGCCUCGGUCUUGGGAUCGGGCUUGGUCUGCCCCUGGCUGUAGUGAGUGCUAUCUGUGCAUGCGGAUACCUUCGAAAGCGCGCCAUACGAAACAGGCGUGACUCACAACUACGCGAUCUGGCUCUCGGGGCUGAGCGUGCCCACUUCUGGACCGGAGAGGAGCGCCACCAGUCAAGCAGCAUAAGAAGCUCGCAAAUGACUGAGAGACAAAACCUCGUCUCUGUGACUCAACCCUGGUCGUCGACUCGCAGUAGCGCUUCACGACCUCUUUCCUGGGACGAACACCGUGAUGGAACCGCCGAACGAACAGGUCUACUAGCUGAUCCCUCGAGCCCUACCAAACCUGCGUCCCCAGUGAGUCAGCCACGGGCAUAUCGACCCUUGAACUUCGCCGAGUAUCGCCGCAGCGAGCUGAGCGAAAUCCAUCCCAUCGACGAGUGUGACGAGGAUGAAGCAAUGUCUCGCGAGGGACUCAUGUCGGAAGUUCGUAAUGAACCUGGCACAGUCAACAAAGAGACCAAGGACGUGUUCAGAGAUGACCCUUUGUCUACUUCUCGUCCAACCAUCUUUGGGGUGGGCCUCGGUCCAUUCUACACCCGCCGAAAAGAUAACGGCUCUGGUUCGGAUGGUCGAGCUUCACCGGCAACGAAAAGUGAAAGAACGUCCACAAACCUGUCUGAUUCAUCGGGGUUCUCCUUCUGCUCGGCCACAGCCAAGCCGACUGGACAAGUCCCUCAGGCCAAACCUGUCCUGGUGGAACAUCACUCAAGUCUGGGAAGCCAUGGUGCCGAGAAUCUCAUCACAUCGACGCCACAUAGCGACGGAGAUUUACCCGCUGCUCCUUCGGAGAAAUCCUCAACGGAGUCCUAUUCCACUGCUCAGACAAACUUCUCCCAUCGGCAGGCGGAGAUUGAGGGUCUUCUUCACAACAACAACGAUUCCACCAGCCCCAUCACUCCAAGGAGCGCCUCACCCUCCAAAUUACCCCCGGGAUCCAAACCCAAGGCGUCAGAUUGGAUGAUGGAUACUGUCCGUCGCGCACUGACACUGACACGACGCGGUGGCGCGUACUCACAAGCUGAUGGUGAAGAUGAUAGCACUGCCUAUCGAGCUUCCGGUAUCGACCAGCAUAGCACUUACGCCGGCUUGGGCGUCGCGCCGACUGGAAGCAGCUCCAAUUCUCCUCGCCGAACUGUAAGUGCCUCUGCCGAGUUGUUUCGCCGCAAGCAAGGCGCCAGAGACUGGAACGCAAGGAAACGCCUUUCCGAAGUCCCCUUCAGCAUGCCUCGUGGCACACGCGAUGAUCUGUUCAUCGGGGCACCGGGCUAUCUUGGUGACGACGACACAUGUGACGAUCCCGACGACUGGGACGUCGAAGGUGCCGCCGAGGGUCGAAGUGUGCAGAUGACUUACACAGUCCCCCGUGAGAAGCUGCGCGUCGUUAAUGCCUCGGCACGAGAUAUGGAUAGUAUUUCUGAACGAUCUAUUAGCGGUGGGUUCCGACGCGUCAGCGACUCGAUUAGCAGCCGGCGUGUAAGCCGUUGA